AUGUAUCAAUGUAUUAUACCACCACGAAUUUUUCUGGCCACUGGCGUUGGAUUUCUCAUCGUUAGUCUCGUGCUCGGAUGGAUCUCAUUUUCCGUACCUGAUUGGCUACAAUUUCGUGAACGUAAUUUGGCGAAAGAUUCAAUAAGAAAUAUCAGUAAUGUCGAUGAUGAUAAUAUUGAAUUUAAAAAAUUUGGCCUCUGGUAUAAAUGUAUAUUUUCACAAGAUGCAAAUGAUUUUAUUUGUCUACUGUGGAAUAAGGAUGCACCUAGUUUCGUACGAGUUGCUCAAGUACUUAUACCAUUCGGUUUAUCGUUGGGAUGUCUUUCAUUAUUGGCUGCUAUUGUGGGCCUUUUAUCUCGACGUACGUUUAUUACCGCAGCACUGUUUGCGGCGUUAUUUGCAUUUUUGAGCUUCAUAUUUACAACUAUUGGCAUGACUGUCUUUGCAAAUGAAUCGUUAGUUUAUGUUGAACGCUUACGUACAAGUAAUAAUGAUAAUCCGCGACGUUGGGGAAUGUGGUUGAUUACUCCUAAUAUCGUCUUGUCCUUCUUUGCGUCACUUUGUUUUGUUUUUGCGUCAAUCUUCAACUGGUGUGAUUAUCGUAAUAUGGAAGUAACAGGAAUUCUUAAUCAUUCCGCUGACAAAUAUGCUGCAAGUGUUUUCAAAGCACCGUCCGAUAGUAAUUUGACAUCCGGAAUGAAAAAGAUUCAUCAAUAUAUUUAUUCACAACCAAUAUCUGGGCAGGACUAUCCAAAUUCGGGCUUUCAAAUCAAUGGUUCAAGCAGUAACCAGAAUCCUCUAGGUUAUCCAGCUCCCCCCAGCUACGCUACACCAUCAAAUCAACAUGGUAGUAAUGGGAUAGUAAACCCAGCAUUUCAACACACUCCUGGAUUAUUUGGAUACUCUCGACCACCUAGUCCCUUAUUUCCACAUUCGAAUAUGGAUCCUUUUCAUCAUCGACAUUUUGUCAGUGAGAAUUCGGAAAUGGAAGAUUUACCACAUACGGGUCGUUCACGUCGUCGUUCUUGUUCUCGUCAUCGUUCUACUCAUCGUUCGAGAUCGCGCAGUCCGCGAGAUGAUGCAUCCAACAGAAACAAUCCUCGCGAUAGCAACAGCAAUAACAAUGGCAGUAACAACAAACAGCAACAGCAGCAGCAGCUGCAGCCACAAUUCAUUCCGAUACCUGUUCCUUACUACCAACCUCCGGCGCAGCCACCUCCUGCCCCACCAACAGCUCCUAUGCAGCCUAUCUCACAACCAUCCAGUCAGAUAGCCAACACCUCGUCGAAUAAUACUAAUGGAAAUAACAAUACUAAUAACAAACAGCCAAUGGCAUAUGUUAUCCAGCCACCGUCGAAACAACAAUUUGUGGAAGAAAUUAUGCAAUCCCAGCCAAAAGCAACAAGUAUGAUAACCUAUGGUCCCGCACAACCAUCAUUAGUCGUAUCAAAUCCCACUCAACCUAUUUACACAAUCGCCUAUCGGGCCAACAACGGUGGCAAUCUCCUAGGCUCGAAUAUCAUCACUGGUGCACCUGCAGCAACUUAUGUAACGGCAGGAGGAACUCGUUUCAGUUCAUUGCAUGCUGUAAAUAGUGAUUCAGACAACGAUGACCGAGAUUAUCGAGUUACAUCCAGACGACGUAAUUUAAAGAAGGUUAGCGCCAAUGAAGCUUGGACAUGGCGUAAACUGUGA
Messenger RNA from Adineta ricciae, 1695 nucleotides. NCBI's taxonomy places the organism in Eukaryota, Metazoa, Rotifera, Eurotatoria, Adinetida, Adinetidae. The record is from the annotation of a GenBank genome assembly.